Messenger RNA from Mangifera indica (mango), 2178 nucleotides. Its product is annotated as probable serine/threonine-protein kinase PBL9. The record is from RefSeq and is a predicted model, not a curated record. Gene Ontology annotation, molecular function: protein kinase activity; ATP binding. Gene Ontology annotation, biological process: protein phosphorylation. The transcript is spliced from 7 exons. Bases 452 to 1690 code for a protein of 412 amino acids. Lineage: Eukaryota; Viridiplantae; Streptophyta; Magnoliopsida; Sapindales; Anacardiaceae.
UUGAGAGAGAGAGAGAGCAAGUAUGUACAGUUGAUAUUGAACGCUGGACCAGCCCGCCAUAAAUGCAGUUCUCCUCACCUUCCUUCGGAACUUUCAAAAUAAAAAUAAACUUUAAACUUCUCUCUCUAUUCGGGUUGUGAUUUGCGGUUUAGCCUUUUUUGGCUACUUUAAUAUAAUAAAAACGCAAGCUUAAUGUGUGGCUUCUAAUUCAUCGUGAACCAGGUCAACUCUCUCUAUCUCUCUACCGGAGCUGAAAACUUUUCUCUCUCAGCUUUUCUACAGCCAGACAAACUCUAAAAUAAAAACCUUUCUUUUAUCAGCCUCUUCGUUGUCUACUUAAUUCGAACAAAAAAAAAAAAACUAAAAAGACUCAUUUCAGGCUUCAAUUUUGUGAUCUCUUGGAAGGAAGUUAAAGACCAGGCUGCUUGUUGGUCCUUACUGGUUUGAUUUCAUGGGGAUUUGCUUGAGUGCUCAAAUUAAAGCUGAGAGCCCAAGCAAUACUGGGCUGAGUUCAAAGUAUGUUAGCACAGAUGGGAAUGAUGUGAGCAGUACUAUUAGUAAGGUUUCGUCGUUUUCGGUUCCUCCUACUCCUCGGAGUGAGGGUGAGAUCUUGCAGUCCCCUAACUUAAAGAGUUUUAGUUUCGGGGAUCUCAGGAUGGCCACCAGGAACUUCCGUCCCGACAGUGUGUUAGGAGAGGGUGGGUUUGGUUCUGUUUUUAAAGGGUGGAUUGAUGAGCAUUCAUUUGCUGCUACUAAGCCUGGGACUGGUAUUGUUAUUGCUGUGAAAAGGCUUAACCAAGAGGGUUUCCAAGGUCACAAGGAGUGGCUGGCGGAGGUGAACUAUCUGGGACAGCUUUACCACCCUCAUCUUGUGAAAUUGAUUGGAUACUGCUUGGAGGAUGAGCACAGACUUUUGGUGUAUGAGUUCAUGCCUCGAGGCAGCUUGGAGAAUCAUUUGUUUAGGAGGGGUUCUUAUUUUCAACCUCUUCCUUGGGACCUUCGCCUGAAAGUUGCUCUAGGUGCUGCUAAGGGGCUUGCCUUUCUUCACAGUGCUGAAACAAAAGUUAUAUAUCGGGAUUUCAAGACUUCUAACAUCCUGCUUGAUUCUAACUACAAUGCAAAGCUUUCUGAUUUUGGGUUGGCCAGGGAUGGGCCAACUGGUGAUAAGAGCCAUGUCUCAACCAGGGUUAUAGGAACAUAUGGAUAUGCAGCUCCAGAAUACCUAGCAACAGGUCAUCUAACUGCAAAGAGUGAUAUCUAUAGUUUCGGAGUUGUUCUGCUUGAGAUCAUAUCUGGUCGCAGAGCACUUGACAAGAAUCGACCAUCUGGAGAGCACAAUCUAGUGGACUGGGCUAAACCUUACCUGGCUAAUAAACGUAAAAUCUUCCGUGUCAUUGAUAAUAGACUUGAAGGCCAGUAUACAAUGGAGGGAGCCUAUAAGGCAGCUACCCUUACAUUACAAUGCAUAUCUGCAGAAGCCAAGUUAAGGCCUAACAUGGAUGAUGUUGUUACCAUAUUGGAGCAGCUCCAGGAUUCCAAGGAAACUGGAAAUACUAACAACAAUUCAAGCAGUAGGCCAAAGGUUCGUAGACUAAGUGCAGAUGAUGCUAAUAAAAGAAGCGUAACUGCUUAUCGUCGGCCCUCAGCAUCUGCUUAUCCUCGGCCCUCAGCAUCAUCUCUUUACACUUAAAACUUGGAAACAAAGGACUUGUUGGAAGUACUUCUCCUUUCUCGGGGUAGUCAACAAGCUGAAGAACUGGGGCAGUCACUUUUGUCUGUCCUGUGACUGUACAUUAUUGUUUUGGCGGAUGUGUUAAAAAAUCAACAUUCUGUUGACAUGAUUUAAGGGUUGUCCUGUAACACAAGGAAAGGAAGGAAUUACCCACAUUUGUAUGUUGUAUGUCUUUUGGGCAUUGAGCAAAAGUGUUUCUACCACUGGAAAAGAUCUUGGAAGAAAAGGAAUAUGAGUGCUCUGUAUGAAUUAUAGUUAGAAAGUGUGUGAAUUAUAGUUAGAAAGUUAUAGCCUUUUCACAAGUAUUUUCAUUCCAUUAUUUUAUUUUUUAGAUGUACCUCAUCAUGAUGUUAAGGCACAUAGCACUUUUAUGUUGUAAUGCAGCAACCUUUUUGUUGUCUCUAGUAUAAAGAAAAUUUAAGCUAUCAAAAUUUGCAUGUUUGGCC